Messenger RNA from Castor canadensis (American beaver), 3201 nucleotides. The record is from RefSeq and is a predicted model, not a curated record. Lineage: Eukaryota; Metazoa; Chordata; Mammalia; Rodentia; Castoridae.
AAAUAUUAAGAGUUUGUCAGAUAUCCAGAUAGUACAGGUUGCUUGUGGUUACUAUUCCACUCACUUGCACUUUCUAAAGCAAGUGAAGUUUUCUGUUGGGGACAGAAUAAAUACGGCCAGUUGGGUUUAGGCAUUGACUGUAAAAAGCAAACUUCACCACAGCUGAUUAAGUCUUUGCUUGGAAUCCCAUUCAUGCAAGUUGCAGCAGGGGGAGCCCAUAGUUUUGUACUCACUCUUUCUGGAGCCAUCUUUGGAUGGGGACGCAACAAAUUUGGUCAGCUAGGUCUUAAUGAUGAAAAUGAUAGGUAUGUUCCUAAUUUACUAAAGUCACUAAGAUCUCAGAAAAUAGUUUAUAUUUGUUGUGGAGAAGAUCAUACUGCUGCAUUAACCAAGGAAGGUGGAGUGUUUACCUUUGGAGCUGGAGGGUAUGGCCAGUUGGGUCAUAAUUCUACCAGUCAUGAAAUAAACCCAAGGAAAGUUUUUGAACUUAUGGGAAGCAUUGUUACUCAAAUUGCUUGUGGAAGGCAGCAUACUUCUGCAUUUGUUCCUUCAUCCGGACGAAUUUACUCUUUUGGGCUUGGUGGUAAUGGGCAAUUGGGAACUGGUUCAACAAGCAACAGGAAGAGCCCUUUCACUGUGAAAGGAAAUUGGUUUCCUUAUAGUGGGCAUUGUUCACCAGAUAUUGAUGCUGAGGACUAUUUCUGUGUAAAAAGAAUUUUCUCAGGAGGAGAUCAGAGUUUUUCACAUUACUGUAGUCCACAGAACUGUGGGCCACCAGAUGAUUUUAGAUGUCCUGAUCCUUCAAGGCAGAUCUGGACAUUGAAUGAAGCUCUGAUUCAAAAAUGGCUAAGCUACCCCUCUGGAAGGUUUCCUGUGGAGAUAGCCAAUGAGAUAGAUGGAACAUUUUCUUCGUCUGGUUGCCUAAAUGGAAGUUUUUUAGCUGUUAGCAAUGAUGAUCACUAUAGAACAGGCACCAAAUUUUCAGGGGUUGAUAUGAAUGCUGCUAGGCUUUUAUUCCACAAGCUUAUACAACCUGAUCACCCUCAGAUAUCUCAGCAGGUUGCAGCUAGUUUGGAAAAGAACCUUAUACCUAAACUGACUAGCUCCUUACCUGAUGUUGAAGCAUUGAGGUUUUAUCUUACUCUACCAGAGUGUCCCCUGAUGAGUGAUUCCAACAAUUUCACAACAAUAGCAAUUCCCUUUGGUACAGCUCUUGUGAACCUAGAAAAGGCACCACUAAAAGUACUUGAAAACUGGUGGUCAGUACUUGAACCUCCACUAUUCCUCAAGAUAGUAGAACUUUUUAAGGAAGUUGUGGUACAUCUUUUGAAACUCUACAAGAUCGGCAUUCCCCCUUCUGAAAGAAGAAUUUUCAACAGUUUUCUUCAUACUGCAUUAAAGGUUUUAGAAAUAUUACAUAGGGUAAAUGAGAAAACGGGACAGAUUAUACAGUAUGAUAAAUUUUAUAUCCAUGAAGUACAAGAAUUGAUAGACAUAAGGAAUGAUUAUAUCAACUGGGUCCAACAGCAGGCCUAUGGAAUGCUGCCAGACAUCCCCGUUACAAUCUGUACAUAUCCAUUUGUGUUUGAUGCCCAAGCAAAAACUACUCUGUUACAAACAGAUGCAGUCUUACAGAUGCAGAUGGCUAUUGACCAGGCCCACAGACAGAACGUUUCCUCUCUUUUUCUCCCAGUGAUUGAAUCUGUAAAUCCUUGCUUAAUUCUAGUGGUGCGUAGAGAAAAUAUUGUAGGUGAUGCAAUGGAAGUUCUUAGGAAAACAAAGAACAUAGAUUACAAAAAGCCACUCAAGGUAAUAUUUGUUGGAGAAGAUGCUGUUGAUGCAGGAGGGGUCCGCAAAGAGUUUUUCUUGCUCAUCAUGAGGGAAUUAUUGGAUCCUAAAUAUGGCAUGUUUAGGUAUUAUGAAGAUUCCAGACUCAUUUGGUUUUCAGAUAAGACAUUUGAAGACAGUGAUUUGUUCCAUUUGAUUGGUGUUAUUUGUGGAUUAGCAAUUUAUAAUUUUACUAUUGUGGACCUCCAUUUUCCUUUGGCUUUAUAUAAGAAACUACUGAAAAAGAAGCCAUCCCUUGAUGAUUUGAAAGAACUAAUGCCUGAUGUUGGGAGAAGCAUGCAGCAAUUACUAGAUUAUCCAGAAGAUGAUAUAGAAGAAACAUUUUGUCUAAAUUUUACGAUCACAGUUGAAAACUUUGGUGCAACUGAAGUGAAAGAACUGGUUCUAAAUGGUGCAGAAACAGCUGUUAACAAACAAAAUAGGCAGGAAUUUGUUGAUGCUUAUGUGGAUUACAUAUUCAAUAAAUCAGUGGCUUCCUUAUUUGAUGCUUUCCAUGCGGGCUUUCAUAAGGUCUGUGGAGGAAAAGUCCUUCUGCUCUUCCAGCCUAAUGAACUACAAGCAAUGGUUAUUGGAAAUACAAAUUACGACUGGAAAGAACUGGAAAAGAAUACAGAAUACAAAGGGGAAUAUUGGGCAGACCAUCCUACAAUAAAAAUUUUUUGGGAAGUAUUUCAUGAAUUACCACUGGAAAAGAAAAAACAAUUUCUCUUGUUUUUGACAGGUAGUGAUCGCAUUCCUAUUCUUGGCAUGAAGAGUCUGAAAUUAGUCAUCCAGUCAACAGGAGGUGGUGAGGAGUAUCUUCCAGUUUCCCAUACCUGUUUUAAUCUUCUAGAUCUUCCAAAAUAUACAGAAAAAGAAACUCUGCGCUCUAAACUGAUCCAAGCUAUUGACCACAAUGAAGGCUUCAGUCUAAUAUAACUUUGGAGAUGUAACUUCAGUUUAGUGCAAAAGCAUUAAACUACUGUGUUUUUCUUGUGGUGAUGAAUUUAGCAAAGUGACAGACAUACUAUUAUUACAGUUAACUUGCAAAAUGUUUGAUGCUAUGAAAGUCAAAAAUACUAAAGGAAUAUGAACAAAUUGUUAAUGCUAAACUUACUGUACAGAACCAUGGAUUUCCUCCCCAUCUUCCUCAUAAGCAUACAAGUAUUGUGAAUACAUUAAAGUUUUACUAACAUGAAUUUUAAGAGUUUGCAUAUUUCAGAAAUGAUCUACGUGAGUGCAUGGAAGUGUGGCUUAACUUUUCUUCAAUCACUGGGUGAAAAACCUUUAGCUUUGGCCUGCAACAUUCACUUGAUUAUUUUUCCAUUUUGUAAAUAAUGUUAAGUUUUAUAAUAAAAUAGCUAUGUUCAGAUA